Cornus florida is the source of this 1407-nucleotide messenger RNA. RefSeq names its product putative germin-like protein 2-1. The record is from RefSeq and is a predicted model, not a curated record. The transcript has 5 exons. Lineage: Eukaryota; Viridiplantae; Streptophyta; Magnoliopsida; Cornales; Cornaceae. Gene Ontology annotation, cellular component: cell wall. Gene Ontology annotation, molecular function: manganese ion binding. The coding region runs from base 615 to 1262 and encodes 215 amino acids.
AGUUGAGAGUUGAGACUAUGUUCACACUUCACACUCCAAUAGCCACAGCAACACAACAUGCCUCUCCCAGUCUUUUAUCUAUUCCAUCUAAACCUCCUUUAAUCAUUCCCAGACAUCCAUAAAUCCUCUCCAAACUUCCAAUCACUUCCCAAACAUCUACAAUGGCUAGAAUUCGUGAAGACGGAUCUCAAUCCAAAGACAAGAGACCCAUAAUAUUGGUGGAUCAAAAAAAUGAUAAACGGUCUAAGCAAAGGAAUGAUGUUUCUCCUGAUGACGAACCCUUUCUCUUCGUGAAUUCCGACUACGAGAAGCGGUACACGACGGACUUCAUGCUCCGAACACUCAUCUGUGGAUAUUUAUAUUUGUUUGACUCGAGUGAUUCAAGAUCAAUGACAGAGUUGAUUCAAGCCAUACGAUGAUGGAUCCAAAGCUUAAAGAUUGAAGAUCGAGACUUGGCUAGUUUAGUCAUUGGUACUGGCGGGUGGUAAGGUUGAUGGAGCGGAGCUGAUUUGGGUGGGCAUGUGAUGGGUCUCGGCGCCGAUGAGCCGAUUGACGGCUGAUUCAUCGGACGGUGGAGAUUGAGGAGAGAGAGGCGGAGAAUCAGGCGGAGUAAAAUGGCAAGCCACAUUCUGCUAUUAACUUUGGUGGCAAUCACUUGCACUCUUUCAUUGGCUUUUGAGCCUAGCCCUUUGCAGGAUUUCUGUGUUGCAGAUUCUUCUAGUUCAGCUAGAGUUAAUGGCCUUGCCUGCUUGGACUCUAAGCUUGUCCAAGCUAGUCAUUUCUCCUUCAGUGGCCUCCAUAUUGCUGGCAACACCUCGAACCCCCUUGGCUCUAGGGUGACACCCGUUACAGUGGCACAAUUACCUGGCCUGAACACCCUUGGCAUCGCUUUGGCACGCUUAGACUAUGCACCAUGGGGUCUUAUUCCUCCUCACAUGCACCCUCGUGCCACUGAGGUACUGACAGUUUUAGAAGGCAGCCUUGAGGUUGGCUUUGUGACCUCCAACCCAGAAAACCGGUUUAUCUCAAAAGUCCUUCAAAUGGGUGAUGUGUUUGUCUUCCCACUAGGACUUCCUCACUUCCAAAAAAAUGUUGGUCACGGAACUGCUGUUUCGCUCUCUGCUUUGAGCAGCCAGAACCCUGGUGUCAUCACUGUCGCCAAUGCCGUGUUUGGAUCAAAUCCAUCUAUAUCUGAUGAUGUUCUAGCAAAGGCUUUCCAGGUGGACAAGAACGUCAUUGAUCACCUUCAAUCACAAUUCUAGAUGAUCAUUAACUUCACGAAGAAUCCAUGUGUUUUUGUGUGGCUUUUGUAAUUCAUUUUUUGUUGUUAAUAUCCUCAAUUCUGUAUUGAAAUCUGUAAUGUUGGACUGCAAAAUUUACAAUAAUUUCAUCGUUUCUGUUGGGUAA